AGUUUCAUGGUCUCCCCCGACAAAUCAUCAAUGGCAAGGAUCCUGUAGCAGACACACUCUACUGCUUCCACCCACACAAAUUUUACAGAAGUUAAAAGUUCCUUUUUCAUUUUACCGUCAAACAGCGAGCCUCGUUUAUUUCAUUUGGUCUGACAGAGCCAAAGGCCCUUGAAAGUAGCGAAGGUUCCACGCUCAUGCUAUACUAUAAGAGAGGGAGACAUUUUUUGGUUUUUCGUUGAGUGAGAGGAAAUUUUGAAACAUUGUGCAAUGGUGCCACAAAAGUUUUGAAAGGUUGUGAGAGCGUUUUGCCAGAGAAGUCUCAGAGUUUGUUCACUGGAGAAGAGGUCUCCAUGUUGCAUCCAUACAGAAUGGAGAGCUACCUCAUCCCUCCUCACAGUGAAGAAAUCUACGAGUCUGACAUCUACAGACAUCAAAUCGCAGAAUAUUACAAUCCAUAUGUACUAGAUGCAGAUAUUCAGGCAGAUCACUGGGACUACCAUGCACACCCUCACGUGCACCCUGUAGAGUUUGAAAACCUCCAAGAGAACAACUUUACCGAGCUGCAGAGUGUGCAGGCUCUCCAUACGCCUGGCCUCAUAAGAUAUGAUGCAGAAAACUUGCUCGAUCCAAAUCUUAGUGCACAUCCUCAUGUGUUGCAGCAACCAGUAGCAUUCUUCCCUCGGGCGGUGUAUCCACAGCACUUGUCCCAGCGCAGCUCUGAUGAUGAGGAGCAUGGAGGACAUAGCCCCCCACUGGAGGUUUCUGAUGAGGAGUGCCUGAGAGAACGAGUCCCUUAUGUCACAUCAGGAGAACUGGGUAAUAAGAAGAAGAUUCGUUUGUACCAGUUCCUGUUGGACCUUUUAAGAAAUGGUGAUAUGAAGGACAGUAUCUGGUGGGUGGACAGAGACAAGGGGACAUUCCAGUUUUCGUCCAAACACAAGGAGGCUCUCGCACACCGUUGGGGAAUCCAGAAGGGAAACCGCAAAAAAAUGACGUACCAGAAGAUGGCUCGUGCCUUGCGUAACUAUGGCAAAACUGGAGAGGUGAAAAAGAUCAAGAAAAAGCUGACUUACCAGUUCAGUGAUGAGGUUCUGGGAAAGAGUCAUCAGGAGAGAAGACAGUACGUGUAAACAGGAAAGAUCAGUGCAGAUCAUAAUCAACACUUCUGAUCUAGUAAAUAGCAUUAUAUAAAUAAUUCCAGGAGUGGGAUCAGUCCUCAGGAGAAAAUGCAGAACAAAAUCAGGCAUUGAGUGUACCUACUCCAUGUUAUGUAAGGGAGACCACUUAGUACUGUAAUCUAAAGUUCUGAUGAGACACCAUACACAACUAAAUAUCCAAAAAUCAGCUGCACAGAAAGAAAGUCAGGACCAAACCAUGAAAGAGCCACUAAAUAAUGUUUAUGUGAAUUUUAGCCCUUUUGUGGCAGACAUUUUGAUGAUGUGGACAAAACCAUUCAGGUGCUGUCAGAGUGCGAUCAAAGCUUUGAUAUCUGAUAGACACAAACAAUGGUAGUUAUGAAGAAAAGUACGUCGCCAUGACUCACAUUCAGCAACUCUCUGGGCCAUUUUAAAGGAAGUGGUUUAAAGUGUUAUUGCUGUUUGUUAGCUUCACCCAAUUACAGCAGCACUCCAUAACAUUUAGGAAGAUUCAUCAGUAAGGAAGACCUAAAUCUAAACAAAAACCUCAGCUGAUAUUAAUAGUAUAUGACUCCAAAAUUACAAUUAGUCACCAUAAGCAGAGACAACAGGCUUGACUUUGGAACUUAGGUUUGUUUAAUUUUGUGUCCCAUUUAGUGUUUCUUAGUUUUCUCCUUUUGCUUUUUUGUCUUGUUUCUGUAAAGUUGUUGUUUAUAAGCGCUGGAGGCUGGUUUUACAUGCAAUUCUAAAUGUAAAAGCAGCCUUGGGUUAAAGAGAUGCCAUUAAUAACAUGUGAACUGUAUAAACAUGAAUUUCUUGUAAAGAAAAUAAAUUGUGCACAACGA
Molecule: messenger RNA, 1981 nt
Organism: Melanotaenia boesemani (Boeseman's rainbowfish)
Lineage: Eukaryota; Metazoa; Chordata; Actinopteri; Atheriniformes; Melanotaeniidae
Gene: spi1b
Product: Spi-1 proto-oncogene b
Exons: 5
Coding region: 351-1130 (259 amino acids)
Biological process (GO): cell differentiation; regulation of transcription by RNA polymerase II
Cellular component (GO): nucleus
Molecular function (GO): DNA-binding transcription factor activity, RNA polymerase II-specific; sequence-specific DNA binding
Source: RefSeq, a predicted model, not a curated record